Molecule: messenger RNA, 4695 nt
Organism: Penicillium brevicompactum
Lineage: Eukaryota; Fungi; Ascomycota; Eurotiomycetes; Eurotiales; Aspergillaceae
Exons: 1
Coding region: 1-4695 (1564 amino acids)
Biological process (GO): DNA integration
Molecular function (GO): nucleic acid binding
Source: RefSeq, a predicted model, not a curated record
AUGACUGAAAUCACAAAAUUCGAGCAAUUUGGAAUCAAUACGUUUUAUAAUGGAAUCCCGAUACUGGAUAAUGCCAGCGACUGGUUUAGGUGGAAUCAGAAGGUCAAUGAGUUCAUUCGGAUAUCUGCGGUUGCCGACGAUGGAGCGACUCCACCGACAGAAGAAGAAGAAGCACGGCAAUGGAUCCACCGUCAAAAGUUCUAUUCUGCGAUGAUUACGGCAAAGUUGACACACAAUGCGGCGCAAAGAAUCAAUGCCUUUGAGAUACCUCGAGUUCAAGCACUGCUUAAGGCAGUCCAGGACAACUUCAAACCGGAAGGCUCCGGCACGUAUGUUAGCCUCCAACGACGAUACAUGGCCCUCACAAGAGACAAGUGUGGGAGCACCCAAGCGCUGGGGGCAGAGAUCAGGAAGAUUCAUGCUGAAAAACUCCUUCUUGACCCUGAUUGCGUGACCUCCGAAAUUGAGCGAACAUUUUUCUUUGUUCAUGCACUCGGCCCCGAGUACGAGAGCUUCCGCGAUCAUAUCUUCCGACAAAUGGACCUUGUCAACGAAAGAGAUGCAAAUGGGAGUAUUAUCAAAGCAGCACCUACAUUUGACUAUAUCGAGAAUAAGGCCAUUGAGGAAGAGCAUAGAAAAGGGCAAUUGGGCAAACAAGCAAUGGAGUCGCAAGCUCUUCCUGCUCUUGCCCUAGUCCGUGGGCCAGGUGACAAGAAGCUCAUACCGUCGUCGGACGGAACUACUUGUCGGAUAGAGAUUGAUAACGUCCCAUAUUGCUCCUUCUGCCGAAAACCUUAUCACAUCGACGCCGAAUGUUUCACCAAGAACCCGAGACUGAAGGUCCAAAAGAAGGACGGAGACGGACCGAAGCCAAGACCAGGCAGAAUGCACAUAGGCGCACGCAGACAGUCGAAGAGGCGGACCUUGACGGACGACGAGGACGACGAUGGGAGUGGCCCAAAAGACCCGAAGAAACCAACCUUCAUGGCGACGAAAGUCUCCGGAAAAGAUGUCAACGAAGCAUUUGGAAACGAUAUCGAGGGCAAUCUCACCCUGUUUGACCAUGUUCCCAUUAUGAUGGCGAUAAAGACCCCCUCUAUCCGUGACGCGUGGAUCGUGGAUAGUGGAUGCGCUCAACAUGUUUGCAAUAGCGCCUCCAGGUUUGUCCAAAUGGCUAAAUAUCAUGGGCCUUCACUGAGAGGCAUUGAUACCUCAACAGCUCCCUCGGGCGUGGGAACAGUAAAUAUCCUGUGCAAUGUACGCGGCAGAAAGAAAUGGCUAGUGCUUGAUAACGUCCUGUAUGUUCCAUCUGCACAUGCCAAUCUCAUAUCGGUGCUCCAGUUGCUCCAACGAGGGGCAAAAGUCGAGUUCUCAAGCCGGGAUGCUAUCCUUCGCAACAAGUCAAACGGAAAGAAUCUGUUUACUGCCAGUGAAUAUCAUGGAGUCUACGCACUCGAUCUGUGGGCAAGUCUGACUUUCCCCUCUUACCAUGUUAGCCCACAUAUGUCUCUGUGGCACAGCCGGCUUGCUCAUAUGAGUGACGCAAACCUUCGGCGACUCAAGCAGCAAGCUCAUGGCGUGCGGGACAUGGAGGCACGUCAUCCAUGCAAUCCCUGUCUGCAGGGGCGAAUGAUCGAAAGGUCUCACAGAAGAUCAAGAGUCAGCAGGAGAGGAGAACACGCAAUGGACCUCCUCCAUAUUGACGUCGCAGGGCCAUUUGAUGACGGCCUAGAUGGCAGCCGUUACUGGCUAACCAUCGUUGACGACUUCACGGGCUGGAUCGAGAUUUUCCCGAUACCGCGAAGACAACACUUCGUCAUAGAAUCACUGCGGUUCUUCCUCGACCACAACGAGCGCCCCGAGCGAAAAUGCAAACGAAUACGUCUGGACCGGAUAUCUGAACAUAUGGGAGACGAGAUGAAAUUCAUGUUGUUCUCGCGCGCAAUCCAAGCGGAGGUGACAGGAGUGGAUCAACAUCAGCAAAAUGGGGUUGCCGAAAGAGCUCAUAAGACAAUCUAUGACCGUCUUGGGCCUACGCUGGCACAUGCAAGGCUGCCGUCUAAGUUCUGGCCGGAAAUUGCUCGAACUGCAGCUUUCCUCUCGAAUCGGUCGCCGUCAUCGAAGCUCAACAUGACUCCGUACCAAGCGUGGUACGGCGACAGACCUGACCUCUCAAGACUAAGAGUCAUCGGAUCAAAAGGAGAAUACUUGAUCCCGCCAAAGCAAAGAAAGAAGCUCACGGAUCCACGAACAAGGCCAUGUAUUUUGCUGGGCUACGAGGGAAAUACCAACUACCGUAUCCUCCUGGGAGACGGGAGAAUCGUUGGAACACCAAACGCUGAAUUUCAAGAAGUCCUUACAACUCCCUCCACACAGACUUUACAAGAUGUGGGAGCCAGACAAGACGGCUCACCUGAGGCAACGGCUGCUGUCGCAGGGGGGAGUGGGACGGUGGGACUAAUAAACCAACCGUCGGUAGAAAUACGGCAAACAUCCGUGCCUGCCUCGGGGCGCCAAUUGUCGAUGGAUCCCCCAGAGCGGGCCCUACCUAAGUCGAGAAACGAUAUCUCGCACACACUGCCUCGGAGUGACGAUGACUCCCGAGUGCUUACCCAGCCGAGUGACGAUAACUCGCAAAGCCAAGCGUCGUCCCAAUCGAGUGACGAUGACUCGCAGCCAGCUGUUGCUGUACAGGGAGACAGGACCUUGUCGCGCACACGGAGUGCGAACACCUUCGGACCUCUAUCGCCUGCUUAUCAGGAUUCUGUCCUUGGGAUUGAAUCGCCACCCGGUGGCGACCAGCAACAGGGCGACGCGGUUGCUGCUCAAGGAGACAUAACCUUAUCUUCCAUACGGAGAGGGAACACCCUCGGGCCACUAUCACCUGAUUAUCAGGAUUCUGUCUUUGGGAUUGAUUCACCAUCCGGUGGCGACCAGCAACACCAACGAGGGCCAAUUUUAGAACGGCAAGGAUAUUCAGAACUCCAUCGGCCGGUCCAUGAAGUUCAACAAGAAACAUUAGAUCACCACCCUGAACUAGAACUUCGGGCUUCGGAAGCCACAUUGGACAAUCCUGAUGGGGACGAAGAGCUUGCGCUCUUGAACGUACCUGAAGAAAACGUCAUUCCAACCUUCUUGGCCAUGGCUGCAAAGGAGACGGAACCAUUUGAACCCAAAACUCUGAGCCAAGCAAAAAACGACGCAAGCUGGGUGGACUGGGAAAGAGCCAUGCUUGAGGAAGUGAAUUCACUCCACCAAAAUCACACGUGGGAGCUUGUGGAUCCUCCCAAAGAUCGGCGGGUGCUCAGCGGUAAAUGGGUCUUCAAACUCAAGCGCGGGCCGCAUGGCGAAAUCAUCCGCCACAAAAGCCGAUGGGUAGUGAGAGGAUUCACACAAGAAGAAGGAAUUGACUAUGAUGAAACUUUCGCAUCGGUUGUCAAGCCAAUGAGCUACAAGGCUCUCUUCGCCAUCGGAGCGGCCCUGGACUUGGAGAUUGAACAAAUGGAUGUCAAAACCGCAUUCUUGUACGGAGAUAUCGACCACGAGAUCUACGUCGAACAGCCCCACCACAUGACGGACGGCACGCCAAGGGUCUGCAAGCUUCGAAGGGCCCUCUAUGGCUUGAAGCAGGCCCCUCGGAUCUGGUACCAGACCCUGACAAACUUCCUUCGCAGCCUUGGCUUCGAGCCAAUCACCGCCGAUCUCGGUAUCUUCGUCCGGAGCAGUGUGUACAUCGCAGUAUACGUUGAUGAUAUCCUGAUCGUGGGUCCGAGUAUCGCUGAGAUCAAGAGGAUCAAGCGGAGCCUGAGAAACCGGUUUCAGAUGACGGACCUGGGGCCAUGCAGCUACUAUCUCGGGGUGUCCAUCCAGCGAGACCGUCAAAACAGGAGACUGCUCCUAAGCCAAGAGGCAUACAUUGACAAUAUCGCUCAUCAACAUGGAAUUGACAACUGCGCCCCCGUCAGUACGCCGAUCGAAACCUCACCACUUCCGGAAAAUAGUCCAGACCACACCUGCACUCCAGAUCAAAGGACCUCUUACCAACGCAUUGUCGGAUCACUAAUGUACAUCAUGCUUGGAACCAGGGGGGACAUCGCGUAUGCGGUCUCUGUCGCUAGCAGAUCUCUCUCAAACCCUGGGCCCCAGCACAUGAAACUGGCCCGUCGCAUCCUGCGGUACCUCAAAGGAACAAAGAACCUCAGACUCACCUACCAAGGUCAGCUUCAGACCCUGAGAGGCUUCACAGAUGCGGAUUGGGGAGGAUGUCGCGCCACGAAACGAUCCACAGCUGGCUAUCUCUUCAACAUUGGAAGCGGGGCAAUCAGUUGGCAAUCGAAACACCAGGGCGUUGUUGCCCUUUCAACCUGCGAAGCCGAGUUUCUAGGACAAACGCAAGCCACCAAAGAAGCCGUCUGGCUGAGAAGACUUCUCAAUGAAUUGAAUUUGGAUCAAGGAACAACCGCCACGAUCAUCUGCGGUGAUAACCAGGGUGCCAUCGCUCUUGCUUCAAAUCCACAAUACCACUCCCGCACAAAACAUAUGGAAAUCCAACGCAAAUGGCAGGGAGAGAUCCAAGAUAGCGGAGGAGUGCAGCUUGGCUAUGUCCCAACCACAGAACAGAUUGCUGAUGGUUUUACCAAACCUUUGACUCGGCAAAGAUUUGAGUGGUUUCGAAGAGAACUCGGCAUCGAGUAA